This is a messenger RNA of Lepus europaeus (European hare), 3218 nucleotides long. RefSeq names its product cytochrome P450 4V2. The record is from RefSeq and is a predicted model, not a curated record. The transcript has 11 exons. Bases 200 to 1774 code for a protein of 524 amino acids. Gene Ontology annotation, molecular function: iron ion binding; heme binding; oxidoreductase activity, acting on paired donors, with incorporation or reduction of molecular oxygen. NCBI's taxonomy places the organism in Eukaryota, Metazoa, Chordata, Mammalia, Lagomorpha, Leporidae.
CGAUGCCGUGGGUGUGCGGCCAGCUCUGCUUCCUCCUCCUGGGCACGCAGACACCCCACCCCUGGCCGCCAUUCCUGCCUCCAGGCCUCCUCCCGGGACCCGCGCACUUGAACUUGGAGCUGGACUUCGCCGGCAGCUCCGCCCCCGGCCGUGGCCACCGCGGUUCCCGAGCCGCCGGCCGCGAGCGCCCUGAGGGAGGAUGUGGCUCUGGUUGGGGCUCGUCGGACAGAAGCUGCUGUUCUGGGGCGCGGCGAGCGCCGUGUCCCUGGCCGGCGCUUCGCUGUUCCUGAACCUCCUGCAGAUGGUGGCGAGCUACGCGCGGAAAUGGCAGCAGAUGAGGCCCAUCCCCACCAUCGGCCGCCCCUUCCCCUUGGUGGGACACGCGCUGUAUAUGAAACCGAGCGGGAAAGAAUUUUUCCAGCAGUUAAUUCAGUACACAGAAGAAUAUCGACACCUGCCACUGCUGAAACUCUGGCUUGGGCCACUACCAGUUGUGGCUCUUUAUAAUGCAGAAAAUGUGGAGGUAAUUUUAAAUAGUUCAAAGCAAAUUAACAAAUCCUCUAUGUACCAGUUCCUAGAGCCAUGGCUUGGCCUAGGACUCCUUACAAGUACUGGACACAAAUGGCGCUCCAGGAGAAAAAUGUUAACACCCACUUUCCAUUUUACAAUUCUGGAAGAUUUCUUAGAUAUCAUGAAUGAACAAGCAAAUAUAUUGGUUCAUAAACUUGAAAAACACGUUGACCAAGAAGCAUUUAACUGCUUUUUUUACAUCACUCUUUGUGCCUUAGAUAUAAUCUGUGAAACAGCAAUGGGCAAGAAUAUUGGUGCUCAGAGUAAUGAAGAUUCUGAGUAUGUCCGUGCUGUCUACAGGAUGAGUGACAUGAUAUUCCGAAGAAUGAAAAUGCCCUGGCUUUGGCUUGACCUUUGGUACCUUAUGUUUAAAGAGGGAUGGGAACAAAGAAGGUGCCUUAAGAUCCUACAUAGGUUUACCAACAAUGUCAUCGCAGAGCGGGUCAGUGAGAUGAAGACAGAUGAAGAACACAAAGAUGCUGACAGCAGCUGUGCCCCCGCCACCAUCAAGCGCAAGGCUUUUCUUGACUUGCUUUUGACUGUGACUGAUGAAGAAGGGAACAAGCUCAGUCAUGAAGAUAUUCGAGAAGAAGUCGACACCUUCAUGUUUGAGGGCCACGACACAACUGCAGCGGCAAUAAACUGGUCUUUAUACCUACUGGGUUCUCAUCCAGAAGUGCAGAGAAAAGUGGACGAUGAACUGGAUGAAGUGUUUGGGAAGUCUGAUCGUCCUGCUACCUCAGAAGACCUGAAGAAACUUAAGUAUCUGGAAUGUGUUAUUAAGGAGACCCUUCGCCUGUUUCCUUCUGUUCCCUUAUUUGCCCGUAGCCUCAGUGACGACUGUGAAGUGGCGGGUUUCAGAGUCGUCAAAGGCACACAAGCAGUCAUCGUUCCCUAUGCAUUGCACAGAGAUCCAAAAUACUUCCCCAAUCCUGAGGAAUUCCGGCCGGAGCGGUUCUUUCCCGAAAACGCACAGGGACGCCAUCCUUACGCAUACGUGCCUUUUUCUGCGGGACCCAGGAACUGCAUAGGUCAAAAGUUUGCCAUUAUGGAAGAAAAGACAAUUCUUUCCUGCAUCCUGAGGAAGCUUUGGGUAGAAUCCAACCAGAAAAUGGAAGAACUUGGUCUGGCAGGAGAGUUGAUUCUUCGUCCAACGAAUGGCAUCUGGAUCAAGUUGAAGAGAAGAAAUGCAGAUACAGCCUAACUAUAUUAUUGGGCUGUGCCCUUAUCAUGGAAAAAGUCUUCUGUAACUGAAACUUGGCAUUACAUUUAUAGAACAGAAGUUCUCUACUCCGAAUCCCUAUACCAAAUUUUUCUUGUCACUACUGAUCUUGGGGUCAGGUCCACCAAAGAGAGAGUCUUUGUAUUUUAAUCACCAUCAUAGAUGCAGAGCUACCUGAAUCAGUCAGUAUCCAAAUAAACAUAUACACAUUUAUCAACAGAGGGAUCCACAGACCAAUUCCAUUUCAACCGAUGGAUCCAAAAGAUAGACUUUAAUUGAAGUUUCAGGAUUUUUAAAAGGUGUUUGUUGACUCAUAUGUACACAUAUAUGUAUGUAUGUAUCUACAUAAAAUAUCAUUUGAAAGGAUGAGGAAUUAAGUGGUUUGAUUUAAGGAGAUUAGUUAUUUGAAUUUUACCAGUGAUUCAGCUAUGGUAAGAAAAAUUAUUAUAGUACUUUUCAGAUUUUACACUUAGUGCAGAUUACUUAUAAAUGACUUUCAGUUUUCCUUUUGACUGUACCCAUAUGGCCUUCAUUUCAUUCUUCAUAGAAUCAUGGUUGUCUUUAUAUGUAAUAUAUUAUGGGAAGAAAUUCCUUUUGGUAGCCUUCAGUCUCUCACUGUGCCUCAAAGGGUGGGUUAAUGACUUUCGCAGCGGGGUUGACCUUAGGAUACACCUGGCUUAUUCUCCUGUAUAUUAGAAGGGAAUGGAAUCAACAGGCAGAUAAGCCUCUGCCCAGAGGUUGAGACAGGGUUGGAACUAGAUAGAGAUCUGUCCUUUUAUCAUCCCCACCCCUACUCUGAUGUAGUUUCUUCUACAGUAUACUGGUGCUAUGUGGAGCUCAGGUCCAUGACUAGAUGUACUGUUAGAACAUAAGACUUCUGCCUCUGAUUUAAUCAUCUAUGUGCUGAAAUUCUUCCCCGUUUAAAGUCAAAAAGAAGUCAUUCGUCUAUAUUUAGUAACCUAGAAAUAUCUCACUUGGUGUAGGGUUAGACCUCUAGUUAAUUCAGUCCUCACAAAUGUGACUCUCAAGCUGAUAACUAACACCCCUUCCCUGAAUUUCCAUUCCACCAACAAUACCUCUACUCCUUCACUGAUUUUUGAAGAUUUCUUUUAAGAACUUAUUUAGCAAGUUUCUUUCUCAACUUCUCGAAGGCAAUAACAGAAACAGCAAAUUGCUUGGAAGAAUAUCUGUUCUUCAUAGGAAUCAAAGGAAGAGAUGAUAAGAUCACAGCCAUCUGGCAAACACUGCAGCCUGUGACAUUUAGGGCAGGGCCAGCAGCUCAGUGCCUGCUGAUGAGUAGUCAAGGAAAUAGGAGAUACAAUUGGAGAAGAUGCCCAUCAAAUGCUGUUAUCUAGAAAAUGCAUAUAUGUAGAAAGUCUCCCUCACAGAUGAUUUUGUGUCAUUAAAGUUUUAAUUGUCAUCAGUA